This is a messenger RNA of Cantharellus anzutake, 4812 nucleotides long. RefSeq lists its product as uncharacterized. The record is from RefSeq and is a predicted model, not a curated record. Gene Ontology annotation, molecular function: calcium ion binding; phosphatidylserine decarboxylase activity. Gene Ontology annotation, biological process: phospholipid biosynthetic process. NCBI's taxonomy places the organism in Eukaryota, Fungi, Basidiomycota, Agaricomycetes, Cantharellales, Hydnaceae. Bases 1 to 4812 code for a protein of 1603 amino acids. The transcript has 13 exons.
AUGCUCCGCCGCUCGAUCAAAAAGUCCACCUCUUCAAUGCACUCGGCUUCUGACAAGUCUGGCGUAUCAGAUCAUCUCACUAUAGAUGGGGAGUUCCCUCUUGCCAUACUCAAGGUUCAAAUAUUAGGUUGUACAAACUUACCCGCUGCCGAUCUUAACGGCAAGAGUGACCCAUACGUAUCGCUCGAGUUUGGCGGGAGGAAAGUCAAGACCACCGUCAUUAAGAACCAGCUCAAUCCACGAUGGCCCGCUAAAGAUGCAACGUUCGAGUUUCCUAUUUACUCGAGCGCUAUCAAGAGAACAGGCGCUUUUUUCAACAUGGUCGUUUGGGAUAAGGAUAUGAUUGGAAAAGAUUACCUCGGAGAGUUGUCACUUCAGCCUACCCAGUGGUUCAAGCCGAAGGGCGAUAAUGGUACGACGACCGUUCUUUCCUUCUCCGAUCCUUCAAACUACCCGCUUAAUUUUCCGCUUGCAAACGUCAGAUCUCGCAAACCCCGUCCUAAUGACCCGAAACCAGACGGUCCACCCUCCAUUCAAGUAAAACUGGGUCUUCUUCUCCCUUCUCAUGCUUCACCCUCUGCCGCUUCCGCAGGCACUCCUACCACCACCGCCACCACCGCCACCACCACCACAACGACAACAGAUCUUACCACAGCUUUCGAGUCCAUCCUCACCCAAAUCCAGAGCGAUGCUCAAUCAGAAAAUGAACACAUUUUCGCCAGACCGCCUACGCAAGGCUUUGGAACGAUCCGUUCGUUGACAAAGAGACUUUCUAGACACGGAAGUGGGAAUUGGAGCGCAGGCGGAGGAGCGACGACGUCCGAUUCUGCACUUUCGGAUGCAAGUCCUCAGUCAAGUCCUAUCAGUCGUCGUGUGAGGAACGUGUCGAGUUUUGGAAGACCUAAGAGCUCUAGUGGGAGUUUGAACAGCGGUAGUAAGACUUUGGUGGCUGGUGCGGCGGUGAAGAAGAAGAAGAAGAGACAGGAGUUUAGGAUUAAUUGGGGAGGGACGAUGAUCGAUUAUGAUUUCUCGAGUAAGAAGGCUGUUGUGGGGAUUUUGAUGUUGGAGGUUAAGAAGGCGGUUGAUUUGCCAAAGGUUAAGAAUUUCCUUCGGACGGGAUGGGAAAUGGAUCCCUUCGUGGUCAUUACGCACGAUUCGAACGUUUACAGAACCAAAGUCGUCCGACACGACCUUAACCCUACCUUUAACGAUAAGUUCAUCCUCUUCGUCAAACGAGCCCCCGCUUCCUCCCCUACGGAGAUCAACUUAUAUACGCCUCUUCCUUCUUCCAAACGUGUCACUUUCCAAAUAUCGGACUGGGAACGACGACAAUCUAAGGAUCAGAAGUUGGCGGAAGGAACGUUGGAUAUAAGUGAGCUCAUUGAGAAAGCUCCCAAGGCGGAUGAGGAGACGGGCUUGUUCAACGAGGAGGCGAUGAGGCUGCACCUGCCUGAGGAGAAGGACGUUUGGUUGGAGUUGGCGGAUGGCGGGAGGUGGGAAGCGGCAAGCGAGAAAGAGAAAAGCAAGGGGAAGGGGAAGGGAGCUGGUGGAGCUGGUGGGAGUGGGGAGAGGAGGAAAGUGAAAGUUACGAUCAGCGUCAAGUAUGACCCUCAUGGAGCUCUGAGGCAGCGAUUCUGGAGGCAUCACUUGAAGGACUACGAUCUUGAUCACUCUGGUCAGUACUCAUACGCUGAAUUUUCUGAUAUCCUCGAGAAACUGGGUUUGGACGCUACGCCCGCACAAUUGCAAGAAUUUUGGAAGAAGUGCGAUAAGAAUCCAGAGUCGGACGAGUUGACGAUCGAGGAGGCGAUGAGGUGCCUUGAAGGGGAGUUUGGAACCAAAAGGGAAGUCUUGGAUGAGGCUAAAGGCGAGGAUGGAGACCAGGAGGAUGAAGAGGAAGUCGAGGCUGCCUUGUUGGAGACUGUCAAGGAGAUGGAAGGCGGUGCAGGGGAAGACGAGGAAGGGGGAGCGGUAAGGAGGCGUUCAACGGAGGAAGGUGGUCACCGAGGCGCAACAACGAGCAUGUUUGGACAUUCGAGGGAGUCGAUGUACGAUCUUGAGGCUGAGCUUAGGGAGAUUUUCCUUAAGCACCCUCUUGUUUUCGAGGAUGAGGAUGGGUCUCGCCAAACGGAGGGAGGUGAACGAGCUGAGGAGGAGGUGGGAGUGGAAGGGAAGAAGGCGAUAUUGCACCCUCUGGUCCCGGCCAAAGCGAUACCCGACAUACUCGCUACAUAUUCGGAACGGCACGAUGGACUGACGUUCUUGAAGGAUGACGAGGAGAGAGAGUUGAGGAAGUUGUUGAACGAACUGGGUGAAGGGACCAGCAUCGGACCGGAGUCUUUAAUGACGUUCAUUGCAAGGGCUACGGGCGUUGAGGAAAGCGAGGGAGAUGGUGGUGCUAGUGAUGGGGGGAAGGUCGGAGAGGGAGAACGGGUGGAGUUCCCAAGCACAUCGGAGGACAUUCCUCACCCGGCUGGUCUUGAGUCUGCGCAAGAGUUCAUAGAGCCCGUCAUUUCUGCCGAGGCGAGCAGAAGUAGAAGCACCACCGCCGAAAGUUCUGCCACUCCUCUCCCUUCGACUCCGAAGACGUCGUCGGUACUUGAUGCUAGACAGAGGAGCACACCAUUGGAGGCUACUGCCCCUAGUAGUUGGCAUUCAAGACCUAUUCCGGCCUAUAAGAAACGUAGGAGUUCAGGUAGUGUGGGGAGCGUUGGAAGGGCUGGUAGUGAUACCGAGGAUCCCACGGUUCCUGAGCUUCUGGGGGGACAUCGUGUACGCGGGCAAUCGAAUCCUACGUCUCCCCCUCAACGACUUCCACCAUUUACUUUCCCCUCGUCCCCUCCACGAUUGGGUCGAUCGGCGCCUAGCUCUCCUCCCUUUCCUCAUGCCGGAUCUCAAUCUGUACCUUCCCUUCCUCUUUCACCUACGAGGGGUGGAUUUAAGAGUCUUAGGAGGCAGUCUACGGAUCGUCAAGCGGGACUUGGGGUUGGGACAGGAGUAGGGUCUUCUCCUGAGUUGAUUAACAUGCCUGUUCCUAGAGUUCUGCGUAGGGGUCCUGAGGAAGGUGAGAAAGGGGAGGAGAGCAGGAAGGGGACGACGGAAACUCUGCCAUCUUCUAUGAGUUCUUCCGCUUAUACCGACGACACUCUCGGAGACGAUCGUCAUCAUCAUCAUCAUCAUCAUCACGACCACGACUGCGACUGCGAACACGAACACGAUCCAGAGGAGGUCGGAACGGAACGAACGUCACUCUACUCUGUCUCGACUGAUCCUCAUCAUCAUCAUGAACACGAACGAGUGGAGGAAUUGGAAAAGAUUCAGCAGGAACAGCUGAAGAAGUUGGCAGAGUUGCAGACCAAGUUGGAGGAGAAGAUGACCGAGCAUGAGAAGGAGAUGGAGGAUCUAAGUAAUCAGAAGGAGGAUAUUGAGGCUGAGCUUGCAGCAUCGAGACAGAAUGAGAAGGAGUUGAGGGCUAAGGAUCUCUUGACGUCGAAGCAGUUGAUCACGCUCGAAGCUGAGGUGUCGAGACUUCAGGCUGCGCUUGAUGAAUCUAAGACGGCUUAUCAAAAUCUUCAGAAGCAAUACCAAGAACAGAACAAGGGACAAUCUGGGCUUAUUCCUUUGUUUUUCCUAGUUGAAGCUGAAAAGUAUCGCGCAAAGAUUACUCGUAAGGAACUUGAGAUGAAGGAUUCUGAAGCCUACCUUGCCCACACCAUCGCUGAUGCCGAGAAAUGGAAGAAUUCUGCGGAAGUAGCACAACAGAUGAUAGCUUCGCUCACAGCAGAGCUCGAAGCCGUCCGCAAUGCGGCCCAAGCACUCGAUGCACAGAAACAAGAGAACAUUUCUCUCAAGGAGACCAUUGAUCGCCUUCGCCUCGACCUCGAUGAAUUACGAAACGCAAAGUCUGCCUCCAGCAAUGGUAUCAGCCGGAAUGGCACCAUUUCUGGUAGUCUUGCUCUGGAGAUGUCAGGUCUUCACCCAGGACAGGAUGGAGAAGAGGGGGAUCCGAGUUCGGAGGAUGGAACUGUUGUGGGGCAUGAGUAUGGUGACGAAGGCGUGGUUCAGACUGUCGUCACUCGUAAAAAACUGGCCAAAAUUCCGGACGGCGAAGAACAGACUACGGAAGUCAAAGCGUACUCUGAAGCCUUUGCUCAGCAUACUGCCUCCGACUUUGCUCUAAGUGAAUCGUCUCAGACCGAACCAGAGCCUGUUCCUGUUACGCAAUCCAUUGUCAUUCAAACUGAAGCCAAGAAACUUCCAGAAGCUCAAGCGGCCCAGCCAUCGGAGCCAAGUCCGCCACCACCAUCUUAUCACCUUCUGGAGGAGGAACGCGAGAAAAUUGGGACGGAGGAACUUGCCAGAUGGCACUCUGGGAUUCACUCGCUUGAUCCUCUGCCAGGUGGGAUCUCAAGUGACGCUGUGGAGGAGUGGAAUCAUGUCAAAGACGAACUGGGUGUUACAUGCCGUGCCAUCGACGAGAUCGUUGAGAGGAGCGAGGUUCGUGGGCCCCGGGCCGUUCGGGAGAGAGAGCGUGUCCCGGCUGAGCCUGAGCAAUCAUUCUUCACCGGAUUGCGUGGGUCGAUGGGUGUGCUGGUUGGAGCGACGAUCUUUGGAUUGAUCGUAUUUUCCACAGGACGCGCGUUGCACCCAGGAGGUCUUACACGCGAUCAGAGAUUGUGGGCUAUUUACAAUGACGUUGCUCGUGCUGGUCUCAUGGAUGGGUGGCUUACUCACGCGGCUGUCGCACCUGCUUGGGCGGUCCUUCGUGGGCUUAAUCCUGCUGAAGCACGUCUCGGUUGGGUACCAACCUAA